This is a messenger RNA of Impatiens glandulifera, 2640 nucleotides long. RefSeq names its product disease resistance protein RPM1-like. Gene Ontology annotation, biological process: defense response to other organism. Bases 1 to 2640 code for a protein of 879 amino acids. The record is from RefSeq and is a predicted model, not a curated record. NCBI's taxonomy places the organism in Eukaryota, Viridiplantae, Streptophyta, Magnoliopsida, Ericales, Balsaminaceae. The transcript has a single exon. Gene Ontology annotation, molecular function: ADP binding.
AUGGAAAUCAUAGCAGUUAAGGCGGCGGUGCUAGUGCUGGGAAAUCUGGUUACCUUUCUUAAAAAUGAAACUCAAUUAAUGGCUGGUAUUUGCCAGAGAGUGAGUAUUUUGAAGGAUGAUUUGGAAUACAUGCAUUCUUUUCUGAAGAUUGCGGAAUCAAUAGAUGAAAAGGACGAUGAGCUGAAGAUAUGGGUGAAACAAGUCAGAGACGUGGCUUAUGAGACUGAAGACGCUGUGGAAGACUUCUUGCUUCGUUUGACACCACCAUUUCGUCACUGCCUUAGUACAUGGCUCUUUCAUCUGCAAGGUCUGAGAAUAAGGUGUCGCUUAUCUGGUACGAUAAAACUCAUUAACUUGAAGAUGAAAGGAAUCAAAGAAAGAAGAGAGACCUUUUCUCUUCCGAGUACACAUGUUGAAUUAGGAGGUAUGAACCUUAGACUUGAAGCUCUAUUUAUUGAUGAUACUGCUGUUGUGGGAAGUGAUGAUUCUAAGAGCCAAUUGAUUUCAAUGCUUAAUGUGGGAGAUAAGGAUCUAUUUAUCGUCACUGUGGUUGGGAUGGGUGGCGUAGGAAAGACUACUCUUGUGAGGAAAGUCUAUGAGAGUCUCUCUAAGGAGGACUUUGAAUGUCAAGCUUGGAUUACUGUUUCUCAGUCAUUUACAUGCUUGGAACUUCUUCGAGAUUCCUUGAAGAGCUUCAUGGAAAAAACUAAAGAAGUAAGAAAUGAAGAAAUAGACAAAAUGAACGUGACUCAAUUGAUCGAUAAACUGAAGAUUUAUCUGCAACAAAAGAAGUACAUUAUUGUGUUUGAUGAUAUUUGGAGCGUUGAGGCGUGGGAUCAGGUUAGAUUUGCAUUUCCUUGUUGCUCGCGUGGGAGUAGGAUCAUCUUCUCUACACGUAACGGAGACAUAGCCUCGUCAACUGAAAUCACUAAUCGCAUGUUCAAUCUCAAUCCUUUGUUUGAUAAAGAAUCUUGGACCCUUUUCUGCAUGAAAGCUUUUCGAGGUGAUAAAUACAAAAGUGUUUGUCCCGAAGAGAUGCACGAUAUCUCGUGGAGUCUGAUGAAAAAGUGCGGAGGACUGCCUCUCGCAAUUGUAGUCCUUGGGGAUUUGCUGGCUAAAAGGGAGAAACAUGUUCUGGAAUGGCAGAAAGUUCUGGAAAGCCUAUCUCCCAAAACAAGAAUCAUUUCGGGACUUGAGAGACUAGAGAGAAUAUGUUUACUCAGUUACAAUGACUUGCCAAAUCAUCUCAAAUGUUGCAUCUUGUACACAAGCAUGUUUCCGGAGGAUUAUGUCAUCACAAGAUCGAGGCUCAUUCGCUUAUGGGUGUCUGAAGGAUUCGUGGAAGACAGACCAGGAGGAUAUACCCGUGAAGAGGUUGCUGAGGGCUACCUGAAUGAAUUGGUAAACAGAAGUAUGAUUCAAAUUGUUUUGAAAGACAAUUUCAACCGGGUCAAGACUUGUCAACUUCACGAUGUCUUGCGAGAUGUUCUUCAAAGGAAAUCCAGAGACGAGUCAUUUUCCAUUGUGUUGAACGAUGAAAAUCUAUUACAAUCAAGUGAGAAGAUUCACCGUGUAGCAAUCUAUGAGAAUUUCCAUCGGCAAACUCCCAAAGGAGCCAAGAUAUCACUAUUCACAGGCCUUCGAUCCUUACUUCUCUUUGGUAUCUCGGAAGAUGUUAUUGAUAAUGUUAAUGGUAAUGGUAUAUUGUUAAAGACAUAUUUAUAUGGUUGUCGAUCGCUGAGGGUGGUGGAGCUUGAAAGGGUACCGCUUAUCGAUUUCCCUGAAGAGUUAACUGAAUUGAUUCACUUGAAACACCUGAGUUUGAGGGGGAAUAUUAAUAUAAAAGAUAUUCCAGACUCUAUAAGAAAGUUGAGGUAUCUAGAGAUACUUGAUCUCCAAUCUUGUGAUAUAAAAUAUCUGUCGCAGAGGAUCCUAGAUUUGAAGAAUCUUCGACAACUGCGUUUCUCUUCAGUUAAAGUUCCCUCCGGGAUAGGAAAGUUGAGCAAGUUAGAGAAAUUGAUUGGGUUUGAAGUGGAUCAGAAGAAUGUGAAUGUGGUAGAAGAAAUUGGAAUAUUGACAAAUUUAAAGAGUCUAGCUGUUCUGAAAGUAAAUGAACAAAACUGGACGCAUCUAUCCCCCACGUUGGAGAAAUUGACGCGACUGACUGCUUUAUACCUUUCAUCACACGAAGCAACUGCCAAUAUUGAUGAAGGCCUUUCUCUAACUUGCUCAUCUCCUCCACUACAUUUGCAGCGCCUUUACCUAACGGCCAAUUUGCAAAGAUUGCCUAGCUGGAUCAUUGAACUUAGAUAUCUUGGAAAAUUAGUUCUUUUGCAUUCUAGGCUCGAGAAUGAUCCAUUAAGAGCACUUCAGGGAUUGGAAAACUUGGUAGUGCUUCAUUUCCUAGAAGAAUCUUAUUUGGGAGAGGAAUUAAGUUGUGAUAUUGGAAGCUAUCCAAAGCUUAAGGAGCUCCACCUCAGUGGAUUGGCGUUUUUGAAAAGGAUAGUAUUCUCAGAAGGAGCUAUGCCUAAGCUAAGAGAUCUAGAAUUCAAAAGAUGUCCAAGUCUAGAAAAGGUACCCAGGACAAAAUAUCUGUCUUUAGUGGAAAUACCUGGUAUUGUUGAAUUAUGGAGUCUAUAA